Boeremia exigua is the source of this 929-nucleotide messenger RNA. RefSeq lists its product as uncharacterized. NCBI's taxonomy places the organism in Eukaryota, Fungi, Ascomycota, Dothideomycetes, Pleosporales, Didymellaceae. The coding region runs from base 21 to 929 and encodes 302 amino acids. The transcript is spliced from 3 exons. The record is from RefSeq and is a predicted model, not a curated record.
CGUCCACAACUGCAUCGAACAUGCUAACUUUGGGAUCACCUAUAAAUAUACCAAAGCGCAAGUGGCAAGGCGGCAACAUAUCACUCCCAUUGCAAGGCUUGAUUCGACCAGAUAGUGCCGGCGCACCUUGGGCUCAAACUGCGCCAGCAAAGAAGCAGAAGACCGAGAGAGAGACAACAAGUCAGCACAUCUAUGCGCCUCCGCCUGCGACUUUGCAUCAGAGCCAGUCCUUUCCCCAUAACACAUUGAUUGUAGACCCGAGGUCGCUGCAGCUCCAAAACCAGUAUCUUCCUCAUAACCCAUCGGCUAUCGACCCAAGAUCGCUGCAGCUCCAGAACCAGUAUCUUCCUCAUAACCCAUCGAUGGUGAAUCCAAGACCGCCGCAGGUCCAGAACCAGAACCAGAACCAGUAUCCUUCUCAGAACCCAUCGAGUUUGCAACCAAGACCGCCGCGGCUCCAGAACGUGGCCUCGCUGAAUCCAAUGACGGUGCUCCAGGGAACCUUCAUAGCCGCUCUUAAUAGCAAGCCGGACCUCCUGCCAUCGAAUCCUACCCAGGAUCCUGUUCGCUCAUCGCGUAUCGACCGCAUAGCUCAUAUCAUGUGGCAGCUCGUUUUCAAACAGGAUGAGCUGAUGAAAGACAUCACAGCAAAAGCUUCCAUGUUCGCACAGAUCAAGCUGCGAGCGUUAGCAAAGCUGAACUAUCUGCCCAGCUGGUGGCUUCUCCGCGAAGCUGCUUGCGACUUCAUGAAACGUCAGAGGUGGGUCGUAAAUGACAGCAACAUGCAGACGCUCUGGAAAGAUACACUUGAGUGGUGCAAGAGGGUGGAAACGAAGCUCGGAAUGCAGAAUGACGGUGCUACAGCAACGAAAGAAGAGACCAGCGAAACGUCGCCAGCUCAGGAGCAACAUGUGAAAGUGGAGACCUAG